UGGGAGGAGGGCCCAUCCGGGGGGCGGGGCCGAGUGCGGUAUCCGCCCCCAGCACCGGCUCUGAGCCAAGGGCAGGCGGCUUCAGCCUCACCUACCGCGCGAGGUUGGGUGGGUGACUCAGGCGCUUCCGGGAGGAACCUUGCGUAUUUCCGGCCAAGAUGGCGGCGCCCAGCAGAGUCAGGUGCGGGCGACUGWGUCUUUAGGCGCGGCGGGGGCUCGAGGCUCGGGAAGACCCCCAGGAAUCGACCCAUCAGGACGACAGAGCUGCCUCAGCGGUGACCACCUUGUCUCCCACAACAUAUUCUUCCCUCCUUCACAAACGGUCCAUGGCAGACAAAGGCUCCGGGGGCAGUCGCCUCCCCCUGGCGCUGCCCGCAGCAUCUCAGGGUUGUUCGUCAGGGGGCAGCGGCUCUUCAGCAGGGGGCUCGGGCAAUCCCCGGCCCCCACGCAACCUCCAAGGCUUGCUGCAGAUGGCCAUCACGGCGGGCUCUGAGGAGCCAGAUCCCCCUCCAGAACCCAUGAGUGCGGAGCGUCGUCAAUGGCUGCAGGAGGCCAUGUCAGCCGCCUUCCGAGGCCAGCGAGAGGAGGUGGAGCAGAUGAAGAGCUGUCUCCGAGUGUUGUCCCAGCCCACGCCGCCCAUGGCUGGUGAAGCUGAAUUGGCUAAUGACCAGCAGGAGCGCGAGGGGGCCCUGGAGCUGCUGGCUGACCUGUGUGAGAACAUGGACAAUGCUGCAGAUUUCUGCCAGCUGUCAGGCAUGCACCUGCUGGUGGGCCGGUACCUGGAGGCGGGGGCUGCAGGGCUGCGGUGGAGGGCGGCUCAGCUCAUCGGGACGUGCAGUCAGAACGUGGCGGCCAUCCAAGAGCAGGUGCUGGGCCUUGGGGCCCUUCGCAAGCUGCUGCGGCUGCUGGACCGGGAUGCCUGCGACACGGUACGCGUCAAGGCCCUCUUCGCCAUUUCCUGCCUCGUCCGGGAGCAGGAGGCUGGGCUGCUGCAGUUCCUCCGCCUGGAUGGCUUCUCCGUGCUGAUGCGGGCCAUGCAGCAGCAAGUGCAGAAGCUCAAGGUCAAGUCGGCAUUCCUGUUGCAGAACCUGCUGGUGGGCCACCCUGAACACAAAGGCACCCUGUGCUCCAUGGGGAUGGUCCAGCAGCUGGUGGCCCUCGUGCGGACGGAGCACAGCCCCUUCCAUGAGCACGUGCUUGGAGCCCUGUGCAGCCUGGUGACAGACUUCCCGCAGGGAGUGCGUGAGUGCCGGGAGCCCGAGCUGGGCCUGGAGGAGCUCCUCCGUCACCGCUGCCAGCUGCUGCAGCAGCACGAGGAGUACCAGGAGGAGCUGGAGUUCUGUGAAAAGCUGCUGCAGACCUGUUUCUCCAGCCCUACGGAUGACAGCAUGGAUCGGUGAAAGGAGGGGGCUUCUCACCCUUCUCCGCGGAGCCCCAGGCCUCCUGCCUCCCUCCCUCCCACCUGAGGCACUGUAGCCUUGUCGCCUGGGCCUGGGGCAUGCCAGGCUGUCUCUGGGCUGCCCCCUGGAGGGGUCCCCAAGAAAGGCUUCGGCUCCUGGGACCCCCACCUCCCGUGCUUGCUCACCCUCAGCCCCUUUCUCAUGUCUGCACUGUUCUUCCAAUAAAGGUGUUUCUCCUCCUCCCCCUUCACUGCCACCUUUGUCACCUCCUUUAAAGGGUGCUUGGGGGAGGGCAGGAGAGGCAUGAGCUUGGGGAGACUUGGGGAGCCACUGGAGAGGUAAUAAAGGUGUUGCUGUUU
This is a messenger RNA of Urocitellus parryii (Arctic ground squirrel), 1759 nucleotides long. The record is from RefSeq and is a predicted model, not a curated record. NCBI's taxonomy places the organism in Eukaryota, Metazoa, Chordata, Mammalia, Rodentia, Sciuridae.